Molecule: messenger RNA, 3640 nt
Organism: Labeo rohita (rohu)
Lineage: Eukaryota; Metazoa; Chordata; Actinopteri; Cypriniformes; Cyprinidae
Gene: pip5k1aa
Product: phosphatidylinositol-4-phosphate 5-kinase, type I, alpha, a
Exons: 16
Coding region: 291-2000 (569 amino acids)
Biological process (GO): phosphatidylinositol metabolic process
Molecular function (GO): phosphatidylinositol kinase activity
Source: RefSeq, a predicted model, not a curated record
GUGGCGCAACAACGUCACUUCCGCUUGUUUGGGAGGCUCGAGGAACGAGGACGCUUCCGUGCGUUUACGCUCGAUAUUUACUUCGGAUGGACCCUGUAAAGUAAUAAAAACAACCAUUUCGCGUCCCCCAACGAUUUGCACGAGGCAUCGAGCCGUUCUGUAAACGUAAACAAAAGUUUAACGGCGCUGUUUUCGAUCCUCGACUUAAAAACAAAGUGGAGAAGUUGAGGGCUGUGGGGAAUAAACCACAAGUGAAAACAAGCAGGACCAUAUGAAACUUCCGCCAGAAAAUGGCUACGCCGGCUGUAGUUUCCACGGAUGGAGCGAGCUCCAGUACUCCUGGAAAUCGAAAGAUGGCUUCUUCAGAGCUUCUAAGCAUCUCUGGUUCAUCCCAGACAAACAAAAGGACCAUGGGCCACCGAGGAAUUGACCCCACUGGCGAAACUACAUAUAAAAAGACAACAUCAUCUGCUCUGAAAGGUGCUAUUCAGCUGGGGAUCACACACAGUGUGGGAAGCUUGAGCCAGAAGCCAGAAAGAGACGUGCUUAUGCAGGAUUUCGAAGUGGUAGAAAGCAUCUUCUUUCCCAGUCAAGGCAGUAACUCAACUCCAGGUCAUCACCAUGGUGACUUCAAGUUUAAAACUUACGCUCCUAUUGCAUUCCGCUACUUCAGAGAGAUGUUUGGGAUCCGACCUGAUGACUACCUGUGUUCUCUUUGUAGUGAACCCCUUAUUGAGCUGUCUAAUCCUGGAGCGAGCGGGUCUCUCUUCUACGUAUCUAGUGAUGAUGAGUUUAUCAUUAAGACGGUACAACACAAAGAGGCAGAAUUCUUGCAAACACUCCUGCCAGGUUACUUCAUGAACCUGAACCAGAAUAUGCGUACGCUACUUCCCAAGUUCUACGGCCUCUACUGUGUUCAGGCUGAGGGGAAGAACAUCCGAAUUGUAGUGAUGAACAACCUGCUGCCACGUGCUGUACCCAUGCACCUUAAAUUCGACCUGAAGGGUUCGACAUACAAGCGACGUGCUUCGCCGAAAGAGAGGGCUAAAGGUGUGCCCACGUACAAAGACUUAGAUUUCAUGCAGGACAUGCCUGAGGGCAUAUUGCUGGAGAAUGAUCACUACAACGCCCUUUGCCGGACCAUUCAGAGAGAUUGUCGGGUACUACAAAGCUUUAAAAUCAUGGACUACAGUUUGCUGGUGGGUAUACACAACUUGGACCGGGCAGGUGAAGAGGCAUCUACCGCAGUGCCCGAUACCCAGAAAAAGGCACCAGGCCAGAAGCCCCUAUACUGUACAGCCAUUGAGUCUAUUCAAGGGGAGACCAAGGGCAAGACUUCACCACAGCCCUACGAAAGCAUGGGUGGAAUUCCAGCAUUUAAUUCAAGAGGAGAAAGAUUGCUGGUUUUCAUUGGCAUCAUUGAUAUCCUUCAGUCUUAUAGGCUUGUAAAGAAGUUGGAGCACUCGUGGAAAGCUCUCCUGCAUGAUGGGGACACUGUAUCUGUGCACCGGCCGAGUUUCUACGCAGAUCGUUUCCAGAAGUUUAUGUGCAGUACAGUCUUCAAAAAACCUACUUUGAAAACGUCACCCUCAAAGAAAAGUCAAAAAGGAACAGUGUCUGGUGGGAAGAAGUCAAACACUGCAGUAUCUGGACUAUCACAACAACUAUCCAUUCCUGUAGCAGCAGAACAAACACAGCCACAACAGACUACAGCGCAGCUAUCCGGCAGUGGAGCUGUGUCCCUCAGCCUAGACACUCAAGGAGAUACUGGUGUGCAGACUGCUCAUCCUGACUUGCUCCCACAACAGCUCAAUGAAGAUGAGAUCACAAGUAGCUCAGCAGAUACGACCCUGUCGGCAACCUCUCCAGUAAGCUCUCGGCCUUCAAACACUCCAGUUCUGAGUCGUAGCAGUAUAGCUGCCCAAUCAUCCGGGGAAAGUUUGGAUGUGGAAGUCAUUUCACUCAGUGAGAUUGUUCCUCGGACAAGCACGUCAGAAUGAAAGACUUUGGAUGAACAGGACAAAAUAAAGCCCUCAAAGGACAAAGAUUUACUCUCUUUUAAAGACAUCAGAAAAAAAUUAAAAUUGGACUUGAUGUAUACAACUGUGGAAGUGGAAACCAGCGAAUCUGGACAACAAAAGAGAGAAGUGCACAUGUUCAUAAAACUGUAAAGACGUAAGGGUAAAGAGAUCCCCCCCCUCGCCCCUUUUUCUAUAUGUAUUUUUUGGAUGUCACCUAUACAGCAUCCAAUAUUGCUGCUAUGAAAUGGAACCAAAAGAAAGAUGCCACUGUAGUACCUCAACAGUGUGAUAUCACUGUUCUCAAGCAGUGCCAUAUUUACAAGACCUUCACAGCAGAAGUAAAGUGAUGAGAACUUUGUAUCACGUGACCCACGCUCGGAGCACAAACAGGUCUUUUAAGUACCUCGGUGAGAGUUUUCUAGUGGACUUCAUUUGACCAUGCAUCUUUUUUUCCUCUUAGUUUGCCAAGGAGACCAAUCUACAGGAGUCAUGUUAUUUACUUUGCUAAGGGAAGAAAGGAAAUCUGGUUGAUUUUUGUGUUUUUAUUGCCUAUUUUAAAGACAUUUUAAGAAGAUGGCAUGAUUACCAAAAACAACAACAAAAAAAGAAAACAUGUAGGAUGAGUCAAUCCAGAUCAGGUUGCCUGAACAAUCACGUAAUAAGACACUUUCAAAUCCGAAUCUGUAAAAUGCAUUCAGCUUGGUUUUACGAAUCGGUUCGAUUGCAGUACUGUGAUAUUGUAUUAGUUAUUUAAACGUGCCUUAAUCACAACAGUUAUUUUGCCUUGUCAUGAACAGGAAGCUUUUUACAGUGCAUGAUGCCUGCGAGUUGUGCACAGUUGCAUGGUCUCCUCAAGUGUGGAAAAACAAAAAAAAAAAGUGUAUCAGUCAGUCGACUUGACUUAUCAUAAACUUAUGUUAAAAAAACAAUUUGGAGCUUGCCAAGAAAAUGUUUUCCUACUUUUAUUUGCUUUACAAACGAGAGAGAGAGAGACAAAAGCAAACACAGGGUAAGAUGAUCACUUUUGCAACAGUGAAAGAAAUAUUAUAUACCAUAUAUAAAAGACCAAAUUCAGUAUUUUGGCUUGCGGGACUAAUUUUACGUUUUUUUCUUUGUUUAGGAUUGAAUUUAAAAUGCUUGUUUUUUAGGGCACAAUAAUACUUGGCAGACUAGCUACUGUAAAACUUAUAACAUCUGUACUGUCUUCAGUAUCUUGUGUUUACAUAAACUGGGUAGAAUAGGAACUUCUCUUAAGGCCUCGGUUUUGUAAAGUGAACUGAAAUCAAACUAAACUAAAUCCUUAACCAAAACCUUUUUUUUUUUUUUUAUCAUUCUUUUAAAACAUGUUCAUGCUAAUCUGUCAGUCUGAAUGCAGAGAUAUUGGUAAUGAAUAUAUAAAAUAUUUUUAAAUACAGAUAGGUAGAGUUAAGUAAGGGAGCAUUGCUGGAUCUUUUCCUGUGACGAUUUUUAUAAGCAAAAGAAACAUUCCUGUACAAAGUCGUAUUUAUUUGUAUGUUUGCAUGUAAUUUAUUUCUUUAUCUCAACUUCCAAAGAGUGUGAUACCUGGUGGCUGUGUAAAUUUGUUUGGGAAGGUAAAUGCGUUUUUUUUUUUUUUUUUU